GGAGGCAGCCAUUACCUCCAUGAAUGGCCAGUGGCUGGGAUCCAGGUCCAUCCGCACCAACUGGGCCACCAGGAAACCACCAGCGCCGAAGAACGAAUUGAACUCCAAGCCGCUUACCUUCGACGAGGUGUACAACCAGAGCUCGCCCACCAACUGCACGGUCUACUGCGGUGGUUUGACCACCGGCCUCACUGAAGAGCUGAUGCAGAAGACCUUCCAGCCCUUCGGGACCAUCCAGGAGAUUAGAGUCUUCAAGGACAAGGGAUACGCCUUCAUUAGAUUUUCUACAAAAGAGAGCGCCACCCACGCUAUAGUGGCAGUCCACAACACAGAUGUCAACGGGCAGCCUGUCAAAUGCUCGUGGGGAAAGGAAUCCGGUGACCCCAACAAUGCUCAGGGUCAGGGACAGCUCGGAGGCACGGCAUACAGUCCAUUCGGCGCGGCGUACACUGCUGGAGGAGUGCCCCCAACCUCAUACUGGUACAACACGUACCCGCAACAGCUGGGAGGCUUCCUGCAAGGGGUACAGGGGGUACAAGGGUACUCGUACGCUGGACAGUUCGCGGGGUACCAGCAGCAGUAUAUGGGAAUGGGCGGCGUCCAGCUGCCCUGGGCACUGGGCGGCGGCGUGGGCGGCGUAGGCUCAGUCGGCGGCGUGGCGGCCAUGUCGCAGCCGCCGCAGGUGCUGCACUAUCCGGUACAGCAUUUCCAGGUGCAGCCUCAGAUCGGCGAGGACGAAUGGCUGGCUCCCAGCCUCCUGGUGUGAGGCCACCGCACCCUCCCGCCCGACUGCUGCUGCCUCCACAAGGACUGGUAGACCACUGGUAGACCAGCCCACUUCAUUUCCAACUUCGUUCAGUUGCAACCCACACCUUUCCAAACGAAGGAGCUCCAUGAGGGUACAAACACGGUCGAGUGCGGACAGUGCGAAACUUAGGCUAUAAGCCUAGCCCACCUUACAAAAGGUCGAACAUUUCAGAUCGAAAAAAAAUGUGAGUCAUUCUUCUCUGAUAUGAUUUCUACUGCUGCUUAUGACUGCAUGAAAAUGCAUUAAAUUUAACAUAAAAAAUACUUUUAGAGGAUAUAUAGAUUUGGUAUAAGAUUAUUAUUAUAUUACUGGUAAGUUUAGUUUUAAGUUGAUGAUAAUAUCAGUUGUCACGCGGGCCAAAUGGGAUGGGGUAUUUGAUGAAAUACAAGAGCGAUUGAGAACGAGGCUAUGGUACCAAACAUCAUGUCAGCACAAGCAUAGUAUAAGUUUAGUGGAAAAAAAUGUAGAUUUUUGGAAACAUGUUUAGUAGGAAUCGUAGAAUAUUAGGCAAGGUCACAUCAGUGAGUGAGAAGUUUUUUAAGACAAUUUUAUAUCCGCUGAGAAUGGUAAGAAUGUACGAGACGAAAUAGAAUUAUUAACGAAUAGAGAAACGCAGAAAAUGGAUUCUACUUUAUUUAUUUCUUAUUUCAUUUGUUUCUUCUCGAUGCUAGUUUUUGCCAAAUUCUGAUCCAUAACGAAAUCAUGAUAAACUAUAAAUAACUACUGUUAUAAAAGAUGGUUGUGUCUAACUAUUAAAGGAUACACUUAAAAAACUUUGAGAAAAAAUACCGAAAAGUAGUGAAAUAUUAGAUUUAUUUAUUGAAUAGGUGACUAAGUGAAAAGAAAAAAUAUUUAUUGCAUAGAUGAUAAGAAGCAUUUAAUCUUUACUGUAGUUAGUAAAAAUGGGAGUGUGAAAUGAUGUUUGUUUGGUUUCUCUCAAAAAACGCGUCGAUUAUGAUUUGUGGAAAAUUUUGGCUGACUUUUAACUUUGCUUUUUAUUGUUUCUAUUCAACCAUAUUGACGUACGAGACUUCAUUCGGUUAUCUCAUUCUGUGUGAGCCCCAUAUAAGGGGAAGUUAGUGUUCUAAAAAAUAUUGAAAAAACGUUGUAGUAGUACUACAAAAAAUCUUUUUUGAAACUUUUUAAAAGGUGAGGGAUCUAUCCAUGUCACCUGACGUCUAUAUAAUAUUUUGUAAAUGAUGUAUUUUAUACAUUGUAUUGAAAGAUCUAUCGUUUGACUGUCGUAGUUACUUUCAUUGUUUCGAUUUAGCAUUAUAAUUUUGAGCAUGUAGUGAAAAAUUGAGAGACAUAUCGCUAGAAGUUAUUAUAAGAUAUUUAUAUAUAUAAAGAAGGAUAAUUAUUAUAUAGUUCAUUUCAGCUAAGGAACGAAUUGUGACGUCAAUUUUGUCAUUCAGUCAAUCGAGAAAUCGGAGAUGCGUAUUUUGAAUUAUGCAAAAGAAACCACCGGCAUAAUAUAAGUGGUUUGGAAUGCGAUAAACGAGAUGUGAUGUUUGCAUAUUCAAAAGGCGCGAAAGAGGUUCAACUUCUUUGAAAAAUAACUGAAUUAUAUCACAAAAUCGUACUACAAACCACUAGAUAGUCAAAUUUAGUUAUAAUCAACAUAUAAUGAUGCUAGGUUUUAGUAAAUGAAUUCAUUUAUGCCUAUAAUUGCUUGAAGUAGAGAAUAAUAGUAAGCAUACAUAUAUAUCCGAAUAGUAUGUAAGCUACAAUGUAACAGUAAUAUAUUGCCGACCGUCUUCUAUGUAGGAAAGGGCGUUUCGUCCAGAUCUUGGAACUCGACGUGUCGUUGCCUUCUGUCGUUGCUAUACUUCCUUCUACUAUUUACAUAAGUAUAUGCUACAUAUAGUUAAGGACGCAGAACGGCUUUGCUGUCUCCAUUAAUAUAAGCUAGAAAUAUAAGACGUAUGUUAAUAAUCAAAUCUCCAUUAUAAAAUGGAGUAUUAACUUUAGCUAGGCGAAAUUACAA
Molecule: messenger RNA, 2795 nt
Organism: Ostrinia furnacalis (Asian corn borer)
Lineage: Eukaryota; Metazoa; Arthropoda; Insecta; Lepidoptera; Crambidae
Product: nucleolysin TIA-1
Exons: 6
Coding region: 20-766 (248 amino acids)
Molecular function (GO): RNA binding
Source: RefSeq, a predicted model, not a curated record